Lathyrus sativus (Indian pea) is the source of this 2160-nucleotide messenger RNA. Lineage: Eukaryota; Viridiplantae; Streptophyta; Magnoliopsida; Fabales; Fabaceae. The record is from the annotation of a GenBank genome assembly.
AUGGCUUCAGGAGCAAUUUUCUCGUCGUUGCGGCGGCGAAGAUCGCCGACGUUGGAAGCUUUUCUUGCUCCGGUUGACUUAAGCGACGUCGCUUUGGUUCAGACUCUUGUUGCGGUGGUGAACGAGCUUGUUUCUUGUUUUACGAAGUGUUCCUUUUUCUUUCAGAGGAAGAACACGCGUUCUUUGAUUAGAAAGGUUGAGGUUUUUCAGUUGCUUUUGGAGUAUUUGAAUGAUUCGGGUUCUAAGGGGUGUAAUCUUCCGUCUACGGCUUUGCUUUGUUUGAAGGAGCUUUAUUUGUUGCUGUAUAGGUCGAAGAUUCUUCUUGAUUACUGCGCGCAAUCGAGUAAGUUGUGGCUUUUGCUUCAGAAUCAUUCGAUUUCGGGGCAUUUUCAUGAUUUGAAUCAGGAGAUUUCGACUCUUUUGGAUGUUUUUCCUGUUAAGGAGGUUGGUUUGAGUAAGGAUGUUAGGGAGCAGGUUGAGCUUUUGUUGAAGCAAUCGAGGAGAGCUAAGUUGUUCAUUGAUAUGGGAGAUGAUGCGCUUAGGAUUCGAUUCUUUUCGUUUCUUGAUGAGUUUGAGAAUGGGAGGGUUCCGGAAUCGGAUGAGUUGCGGUGGUUUUAUGUUGAGAAGUUGGGGAUUGUUGAUGCGGGUUGUUGUAGAGGUGAAAUUGAGGCUUUGGAGGAGCAGAUUGUUAACCAUGAGGGGGAUAUUGAGCCUACGAUUUCGGUGCUGAAAGGGUUGGUGGCGAUGACGCGGUAUUGUAGGUUUUUGAUUUUUGGUUUUGAGGAAGAUGAGCUUGAUUUGGAAAAUGGGAUUCAGAAGAAGCCGAAGAUGGGUUUGAUUACUCAAGAAAUUGCUGAAACGUUUUUAACUGUUCCGAAGGAUUUUUGUUGUCCGAUAUCAUUGGAUUUGAUGAGAGACCCGGUGAUUAUUUCAACCGGUCAAACUUAUGAUAGGAGUUCCAUUUCUAGGUGGAUGGAUGAAGGGCAUACAACUUGUCCAAAAACAGGUCAAACGCUUGCUCACACUCGUCUUGUCUCAAAUCGUGCCUUGAGGAAUUUGAUUGUGCAGUGGUGCAAUGCUCAUGGAAUUCCUCUUGAUCCGCCAGAGGUGAUGGAUGCAAUGGGUGAAGCUUUUGGAUCUGCUUCUCCCACCAAAGCUGCCCUUGAAGCAAAUAGAGCUACUGCCAAUCUUCUCAUUCAACAGCUAGCUAAUGGAUCGCAAUCCGGAAAGACUAUAGCUGCUCGGGAGAUUCGGUUGCUUGCAAAAACGGGCAGAGAAAAUCGUGCCUUCCUUGCAGAAGCGGGGGCGAUUCCUUAUCUUCGGAACUUACUUUCGACGCCUAAUUCCGUUGCGCAGGAAAAUUCAGUUACUGCAUUGCUCAACCUAUCCAUUUACGACAAGAACAAAAGCAGGAUCAUGGAUGAGUCAGGUUGUCUUGGAUCAAUUGUAGAUGUGUUGAGAUUUGGGCAUACAACAGAAGCAAGGGAAAAUGCUGCUGCAACAUUGUUCAGCCUAUCAGCAGUCCAUGACUAUAAGAAGAUAAUUGCGGACGAGACUGGAGCUGUUGAAGCCCUAGCAGGGCUUUUGCAAAACGGGACUCCUAGAGGAAAGAAGGAUGCAGUGACAGCUUUGUUCAAUCUUUCCACACACACCGAGAAUUGUGUUAGAAUGAUCGAAGCAGGAGCCGUAACAGCUCUAGUCGAGGCUUUAGGUUACGAAGGAGUUGCCGAGGAAGCAGCAGGUUCCCUUGCCUUGAUUGUUCGGCAGCCUUUUGGAGCCAAAGCAGUAGUCAAACAGGAAGAAGCCGUAGCAGGAUUGAUAGGAAUGAUGCGUUGUGGAACACCGAGGGGCAAAGAAAACGCAGUUGCAGCAUUACUCGAGUUAUGUCGGAGUGGAGGUUCAGCUGCAACCGAAAUGGUGGUCAAAGCACCAGCUUUGGCUGGAUUACUUCAAACCCUACUAUUUACCGGAACAAAGCGAGCUAGACGAAAAGCCGCUUCACUCGCGAGAGUGUUUCAGAGAUGUGAAAAUGCAUCUCUACAUUAUGGUGGAUUAGGUGUAGGCUAUGCAUAUGCUAGCAAUUCAGCUCAAACUAGGGAUACAAGCUUUGCUGCUGGUGAUGUUUCAGUACCAAUGUCCAUCUCUGUACCUGUAUUAUAG